AGCGGUGUCGUGCGGUUUUGAACUUUAACCAGCGUGUUUGUGUAUUUUUGAGGAGCAGGAAGAGGAGGAGUGGCUCCAUGACGAGCCCUCAGAUUGCCGCUGUGCUCGCCCGGCUGCAGGAGCUGACCAUGGGGAGCACGCUGGUCAAAUGCGCCCUGACCGACCUGGGCGUCCAGUGGGCCGGCUGGGCUCUGGCCGCCGCCUUCAAGACCGAGAAGUUUUACGACCUGGCCGGCUCUGGCACAUUUAUACUACUCGCACACUUGAGCCGAUUUUGGGGAGGAGCCAAUCACACCCGUCAGAAAGUACAAACAGGAUUGGUGACGGCAUGGGGACUCAGGCUGGGGACAUUCCUCUUCAUGCGGAUCUUGAAGGACGGUCACGACCGCCGGUUCAACAAUGUCAGAGACAGCCCAGGGACGUUCUUUGUUUAUUGGAGUAUUCAAGCCGUGUGGGUAUUUAUGACCCUCCUGCCCACCCUCAUGCUGAACAGUGAGCGGCGCGACGCGCCUCUGGGAACCAGAGACUACAUCGGCUGGAGCGUGUGGGGCCUUGGCUUCGCCACCGAGGCUAUUGCUGACCAGCAGAAAUGGUUUUUCAAGCGUGACCCGGAGAACGCCGGCAAGUUCAUCCAGAGCGGACUGUGGGCCUACAGCAGGCAUCCCAACUACCUGGGAGAGAUACUGCAGUGGUCGGGUCUGUGGCUGUCCGCCUCCUCCGUCAUGCAGGGCCAGCAGUACCUGAGCGUGGUGUCGCCGCUCUUCGUCUGGUUCCUGCUGCGCCACGUCAGCGGCAUCCCCAUCCUGGAGAAGCAGGCCAUGAAGAAGUGGGGGUCCGAGCCCGCCUUCCAGGACUACGUUAAGAACACGCCUCUGCUCUGGCCGUGGCCGAAAUUCUAGAUGCUGCUCGUUGGAUUCCCUGUACAAACACUUCCAGACAAAUGUUCAGGUGUUUUUGUUUUUUUUUCCAUUUUGCAUUUGAGAACAAUAAAAUGUUUGUCUCAGUCUUUUCUGCUGUUUGACAGUUGAAACAAAUGGUUGCUCCUUUUUAAAAAAAAAAAAAAAAAAAAAAAAAAAAACCUUGAAAGCU
Messenger RNA from Salarias fasciatus (jewelled blenny), 1089 nucleotides. RefSeq lists its product as uncharacterized. Lineage: Eukaryota; Metazoa; Chordata; Actinopteri; Blenniiformes; Blenniidae. The transcript is spliced from 5 exons. Bases 78 to 899 code for a protein of 273 amino acids. The record is from RefSeq and is a predicted model, not a curated record. Gene Ontology annotation, cellular component: membrane.